AUGGCAGUUCCCCGCGUCAAAUUCCUCUUCAUCUCCUUCUUCUUUUUCCUCCUUUCAUUGGCUUAUUGGGACGGAGUUGUCCCACCGGAUUCCCAACCGACGCCAUCAGUGCUCCGCCUCAAUGCGGACCUGCAGUGGGAGGUAGCCGUAGAGCCCCUUCACCGUGACGUGGACAACAUUACGACCCCCAACCACCAUGGGGUAGGGCCGGGCCUCCCAUUUGCCACCGCCCUUGUUAGCGACCUUGGGCUGGUGACUGUCGGCCUUGUCCCGGCUGCCUACAGUGGCUCGACCAUUGGCCAGUGGCAGCGCGGCCAGUGGCUCUACAGCCGCCUCCUGGAGCGGGCUGCGGCAGCGACGGCCUUUGGGAGCCCCAUCACGGCAUUGCUGUGGUUCCAGGGAGAGAGCGACACGGUGAAGAACCAGAAGGCCAAGUUCGGAGCUCAGACACUCGACUUCUUCAACAACCUACGAGCCGACUUGUGCAUACCCGACCUCCCUAUCAUUCAGGUGGCUAUCACGUCCCCCAUUCCUGGGAUGAGCAACGCGUCCGAUGUAGAUAUCGUGCGCAAGAUUCAGUUUGGGCUGCAGCUGCCGAACCUGAAGACAGUGGAUAGCAUGGGCUUGGCGAUUGGGCCGGACGACGUACACCUGACCACGGCGGCUCAAGUCCUGCUGGGACGGAUGCUCAAGGAGGCUUACCUGCUGUGA
Molecule: messenger RNA, 711 nt
Organism: Striga hermonthica
Lineage: Eukaryota; Viridiplantae; Streptophyta; Magnoliopsida; Lamiales; Orobanchaceae
Source: the annotation of a GenBank genome assembly